CUCUGCCAAGUGUUUGUCACUUUUCCAAAAUUCUUAUCAAGAAAAAGCUAAUUCUAGACCUUUAAGAUACUAUAAACAAAUAGAGUACAGGACUAACAAAAUUACAUUCUCUUUGCCUUAGCCUGAUCUCUUACUUCUGCUUUUAUUACCAGAGAAAUAAGAAUAAGAAAAUCAAAUUGUGUGAAGAGAAAUGGUCUUGAUUACGAAGAUGUCUCUCUCUUUCUACAUCAUUCAUCUUCUCAUUUUCUCCUUGAUUCCCACUUGUGUUAUCUGCAACCAGGCGGAGGAUAAUCUUCUUCAAGGUCUAAACAGCUACCGAACUGCUCAAAGAGUUCCUCCUUUUGCAAAGAACGAAAAGGCUGAUUGUGUGGCGGAUGAGAUCGCCGACAAGUUGGAAGAUCAGCCAUGCACAAACCAUACCACAGCCAGCACGGUUACUCCUGGCUCGGUCCCUCCACGGUUAACAAACUACCAAGACAUUCUCUCUGAGUGCAAAAUUGAUCCGAACACUACUCGUGAUGCGUUGAUCUUACCGGUCUGUAUCCCUAACCGGAUCCCUACUUUGGCUUUAACUAAUUACACCCAAACUGGUUAUGCUCGGUAUCUAAAUGAUUCGAGGUAUGUCGGGGCCGGUGUUGGAUCGGAGAAAGAAUGGAUGGUGGUUGUGUUGACAACAAGCACUCCAGGUGGAAGCUUUACUGCUGGUGUUGCUGCUGGUGAGGCGACGUCUGUGAGAGUGAUGGCUGGUUUAGGGCUAAUGGGGUUGUUGUUUAGUUGCCUUGUGCUCUUCUGAGCUAGUGAUUGUUGUGUUUUGUGUGAAGACUCUUGUAUCUUUUAUGCUUUGUUUUUAACGGAUAUAUUGUCAAAAGAAAAAGAAAAAAAAACCCAUCGUAAUUAGCAAAUUAAAAAGUA
Messenger RNA from Arabidopsis lyrata subsp. lyrata, 912 nucleotides. RefSeq lists its product as uncharacterized. The coding region runs from base 191 to 793 and encodes 200 amino acids. The record is from RefSeq and is a predicted model, not a curated record. The transcript has 2 exons. NCBI's taxonomy places the organism in Eukaryota, Viridiplantae, Streptophyta, Magnoliopsida, Brassicales, Brassicaceae.